AUAACUAGUAGGAAUAAAUGAAAGAGGAGAAUAGUCAUAUUAUGAUCAUACAGGAGCCAUUGCGCUUCUAGCCAUUCACGUACAAAGUAAGGGAGCUUCCAACCCAAGAAUCCCAUUUUCCUCCUGGAGAAAUUUUUUCCUCAUUAUAUGAUUCAUGGUAAUCCAGGCCAGCGAAAGGAGUGGAAAAUCGAAAUCAGGGACUGUGUUUUGAUCGGAGGAUGUGGGUGUUUUAUUUGAUAUCUCUGCCGCUGACGGUGGGGAUGGUGGGGGUAACGCUGUGGUACUUCAUGGGUCCAGACGUCGCGCGCUACGUCCGCUUCACCGUUGGAUACACCUGGUUCUGCUCCCUCUCCAUCGUCAUCCUCGUCCCCGCUGAUAUCUGGACUGCAAUUACCAACCAUGACAUGGGAGGUAUCUCUUUCUUCUGGAGCUUGUCAUAUUGGAGUACAUUUUUACUCACUUGGGUUGUGGUGCCUAUAAUUCAGGGUUAUGAAGAUGCAGGGGACUUCACUAUCAGGGAAAGACUAAAGACCAGCGCUCAUGUAAACCUAAUCUACUAUUCAUGUGUCGGUUCUAUUGCGCUCUGUGGGGUUAUACUGCUCAUUAUUUUGCACAAGAACUGGGGUGGCAGUAUCUUAGGUUUUGCUAUGGCCUGCUCAAACACAUUUGGUCUUGUGACUGGAGCUUUUCUUUUAGGUUUUGGUUUGAGUGAAAUUCCAAAAGGUAUCUGGAGAAAUGCAGAUUGGACAUUACGUCAUAAAGUCCUGUCUCAUAAAGUGUCUAAAAUGGCUGUUGAACUUGAUGAUGCUCAUCAAGAAUUUUCAAAUGCAAUAGUUGUUGCUCAAGCAACAUCAAAACAAAUGUCAAGGCGUGAUCCUUUGAGACCAUACAUGAAUAUAAUUGAUGACAUGUUGGUUCAGAUGCUCAGUGAAGAUCCUACAUUCAAACCUCAAGGAGGAAAAUUAGGGGAGACUGACAUGGAUUAUGACACUGAUAGCAAAACAAUGGCGGCUCUCAGACGUCAACUGCAGAAAGCUCGAGACGAGUACUACCGUUAUAAAAGCGAGUAUGUGAAUGUUGUCACAGAAGCCCUAGAGCUAGAGGACACUGUGAAGAAUAAUGAUUAUUGUAGUUCCAAUGGAUGGAAAUAUGUAUCAAGUUUCAGACCUGAACGUAAAGGCAGACUAGGGUCUUAUCUUGAUGUCAUUGAAUUAUUAUGGCGAUGCAUUUUAAGAAAACAACUUGAGAAACUUUUGGCUAUCAUAUUGGGUUGCAUGUCGGCUGCAAUUCUCCUUGCUGAAGCCACUAUUCUGCCCAGUGAAGUUGAUUUAUCUCUGUUCUCGAUCCUGAUAAACAUUGUUGCGAAGCAUGAAAUGCUUGUGCAGGUUACUGCCCUUAUUCCUCUAAUGUACAUGUGUGUGUGCACAUAUUAUUCUUUAUUCAAAAUCGGAAUGCUGACAUUUUACUCUCUGACUCCAAGACAAACAAGUUCGGUUAGCUUGCUUAUGAUAUGCUCGAUGGUCGCGCGCUAUGCUCCACCCAUUUCAUACAAUUUUCUCAACCUCAUUCAUCUUGACAACGGUGCCAAGACUAUAUUUGAAAAGAGAAUGGGGAAUAUUGACGACGCUGUCCCAUUCUUUGGAAAAGGGUUCAAUAAAAUCUAUCCACUUAUUAUGGUCAUCUAUACCAUACUCAUCGCGACCAAUUUUUUUGUUCGCGUCAUCAAUUACUUUGGUAACUGGAAAAUAUUCAGAUAUCAACAUGAAGAAUCAGACGAUUUAGACGGAUUUGAUCCAUCAGGAUUGAUAAUUUUGCAGAAAGAACGAAGUUGGCUUCAACAAGGACAUAAAGUCGGUGAACUUGUUGUUCCCCUGGCAAGAAGUUUCAGCAAUGCAACCAUAGAUCUUGAGUCUGGCAGCCAUGGCAUGGUUUCACAUAGACUACAAGCAUCAAGAUUCUUUGAGGAGGAGGGAGAAAGCAGUCAGUCAGAACCUCUCAACUCAUCGUCACAUAAACACAGUACAAUCAAAAUGCAGCUGGGCAUGAGACCUCUACCUACCAGACAUGAAACACACUUCAAUCCAACCAAAAGAGACUCUUACUCGACCGAUGCAGAAACCGACGUCCUCAUGCUGGGAAAACCAUCUUCUGCAAUAGCCUCCACCUGGGAAUCGAUGAAGAUUGGUUUCCGCAAUCUCAAAUCCAGUGUCAACGCAAACAAAUUUAUCCCCCUUAGCCAAGAUGAUGAUAGCCUAUACUCCUCCCGUCUUUCGUCUUCUGAAUCCCUCGAUGAAAUAUUUAUGAGGAUUAACCGGCAGGCUGCAUGACACCAUGCGAUUCCUAAUUUGAAUGACAAUGAUAGCUGAUAAUGCAACCGGUAUUGAGGCCGGGCACGAGCAGAUGAUGACUGACUGUAGAUUGUCUUGACAGAUAUCUGACAUUGUCAAUUGGUUGUAGUUUUUGUUUGAUUAAUCAGCUGAGAUGGCCCUUCCUCAGAAGUAUGGAUGGCAAUCUGUGUAUUAUACCAACUGCGAAUAUACAGUAUAAUA
Messenger RNA from Sesamum indicum (sesame), 2549 nucleotides. RefSeq lists its product as uncharacterized. Gene Ontology annotation, cellular component: membrane. The record is from RefSeq and is a predicted model, not a curated record. Lineage: Eukaryota; Viridiplantae; Streptophyta; Magnoliopsida; Lamiales; Pedaliaceae.